Amaranthus tricolor (Joseph's coat) is the source of this 583-nucleotide messenger RNA. RefSeq names its product cell wall / vacuolar inhibitor of fructosidase 2-like. NCBI's taxonomy places the organism in Eukaryota, Viridiplantae, Streptophyta, Magnoliopsida, Caryophyllales, Amaranthaceae. Gene Ontology annotation, molecular function: enzyme inhibitor activity. Gene Ontology annotation, biological process: negative regulation of catalytic activity. The coding region runs from base 56 to 364 and encodes 102 amino acids. The record is from RefSeq and is a predicted model, not a curated record. The transcript is spliced from 2 exons.
UGUUGUAGUUGGUGGGCUUUAUUCUAUAAACACAAUUCAAAAUCUAAAUCCUAAAAUGGGCAAAUUAUCGAUAUUAUAUGCUCUUUUUCUGAUAAUAACAUUGAACACCUCAACCAACACAAUCAAAGAAGUAAAAGGGGAUGCAGAAUUCAUCAAAAAAACAUGCAAAAACACAAAGUACUUCAAUCUAUGCAUCUCCUCCUUAAAAUCAGACCCCACAAGCUCAGUUUCAGAUCUGAAAGGCUUAGCAAGCAUUAUGAUCAACAUUGGAAUGGCAAAUGCAUCAGAAACUUACACAUAUUUAUCAUCCCAACUCCCAAGCACCAGUAUUAUAACUGAUCAUAAUACAAAGAUUUGGGAUUAGAGAAUUAUGAUUAUGCAAGAGUGGAUGUAAUGGGUGCUGCUGAUUACACUAAUGUUUGUCAUAAUGCAUUUAAAAGGCUAAGUGGGGUUACUUAUCCUGCUUUGCUUAAGGCUAGAGAAGAUGGGUUUAAGCAUAUUUGUAUUGUUGUUUUGGGUAUUAUUGAUCAACUUUCUAAUAUUAAUAUUAAUAAUAAUAAUAAUAAUAAUUGAUUUUUGGGUU